This is a messenger RNA of Arabis nemorensis, 300 nucleotides long. The record is from the annotation of a GenBank genome assembly. Lineage: Eukaryota; Viridiplantae; Streptophyta; Magnoliopsida; Brassicales; Brassicaceae.
AUGGCGGUCUUCCGAACUAGACUACUUGUGUUGCUAAUCCUCUUCUGUCUCACCACAUAUGAGCUUCAGCUUCACGCUGCUGAAGGCGCAGAGGUUGGUGACGGCACAGUAAAAAUCGACUGCAGCGGUAGAUGCAAAGGGAGAUGCAGCAAAUCGUCGAGGACGAAUCUGUGCUUGAGAGCGUGCAACAGUUGUUGUUCACGUUGCAACUGUGUGCCACCUGGUACCGCCGGAAACCACCACCUCUGUCCUUGUUACGCCUCUAUUACCACUCGUGGUGGCCGUCUCAAGUGCCCUUAG